AUGACUUCAGUUUGGUCUGCUUUUCUAGCAGGCAUUACCAAGGUGCAUACCGAGCCCACCACAAGCGACAUACGCACGAUAUUCCAGCAAAUCGGCCUAUGCUUCCUAUACCUCUAUGUUCUUACAGGCGCGGGAAUGGUCUGGAAUGAUUGGGUUGAUAGAGACAUCGACCGCCAAGUAGCGCGAACCAAAAACCACCCUCUCGCGUCUGGCAAGAUCAAGACAUCCGAGGCGCUAUCAUGGAUGGUUUUCCAAUACGUGGUCGCGUGGUACAUUCUCGACUUUAUGCUCUCAGGUGAAGAUAUAUCUUAUUCUUUGCUCCCAACAACCGCCGGGAUUAUCCUAUACCCCUUCUGCAAGCGACCCACCGCCCAAAAACUUGGAGUCUAUCCCCAAUUCGUUCUUGCUGGUGCAGCCGCCUGGACCAUUAUCACCGGGGGAGCAGCAGUUGCCCCUGAAUAUUUGGCCUACCAGUACCCGCUGUGUAUGCUCGUGGUAACAUGGAUUGUGUAUAUCAAUACCGCGUACAGCUAUCAGGACAUGGUAGACGAUGCGAAGAUGAAAGUCAAUUCUCUCUAUGUUCUUGCGGGCGGAUAUCUUAAGUUGGUUGUCACGGUUUUCGCGGUUGGCGUUCCGAUCUCCAUUGCCUGGGUAUUAACACGCGUUGAUGCGUCGCCGUGGCUUUGGAUCUCUUGGAUGGGUGUUUGGUCUGUGUCUUACGUGGAGCAAUUGGCUGGAUUCUCGGCGACGGAUCCCCGCAGCGGAGGUCCUGUUCAUGCGAAGAAUUUUGCUUUAGCGGCUUGGACUUUUGUGGCUUGCAGUGUUGAGCUCCUGCUCGGUGUCUACCCGAAGCUUCAC
Penicillium verhagenii is the source of this 858-nucleotide messenger RNA. It is a transcript of the gene pyr6, whose product is annotated as polyprenyltransferase pyr6. Lineage: Eukaryota; Fungi; Ascomycota; Eurotiomycetes; Eurotiales; Aspergillaceae. Gene Ontology annotation, molecular function: transferase activity, transferring alkyl or aryl (other than methyl) groups. The transcript is spliced from 2 exons. The record is from RefSeq and is a predicted model, not a curated record. Gene Ontology annotation, cellular component: membrane. The annotation marks the transcript as partial.